AUGAGUUUGACAGACACACAGGUAGAUGAUGUCCUGUGGGCUGCCCGCACGGGCGAUCUUGAAGUCUGGAAUAUUCUCAAGAAGGAGCUCGAUGUGACUGCUGCGCUUGCUUCUUCAAAUGAUUCGGGCAACACGGCGUUGCAUUAUGCAGCGGCGAAUGGUCAUCUAGAGUUCGUGCGUCAAGUGCUUCCGCAAGCGAAUCUGGAGAUCUUGCUCAUGCAAAAUGAAUCUGGGAAUACACCGCUUCACUGGGCCGCCUUUAAUGGUCAUUUAAAUGUGGCAGAGGCGCUAGUCGAUCGUAUCGAGGCCCUCGAGAUGCAAGACGAAGUAACGGCCAAGCGUCUGCGUGCAGAAGAAGACCAGCGGGAACAUCAACGCCAUGCGGAAAAAAAUCUAGAAGAAAAAGACGAGUCUGAGGAUGCACGCAAAGCCGAGCUUGCGCACCAUGAUGAAAUGCAGAGCGAGCGCGCACUAUGGGAUGUACGGAAUAAGGCGGGCCGUGGUCCUAUGUCAGAGGCACAAAUGACUGAUCGCGAGGAAGUCGUACAAAUGCUUCUCUCUCACUUGUGUGACAAUGCAAGGCCAUCACCUCAGUCCACGGAUGACCUGACCACGCGUACGGACAACCUCCAUGUGUCGGAGGCGUAG
Molecule: messenger RNA, 648 nt
Organism: Malassezia restricta
Lineage: Eukaryota; Fungi; Basidiomycota; Malasseziomycetes; Malasseziales; Malasseziaceae
Product: ankyrin repeat domain protein
Exons: 1
Coding region: 1-648 (215 amino acids)
Molecular function (GO): protein binding
Source: RefSeq, a predicted model, not a curated record